Symbiodinium sp. CCMP2456 is the source of this 1383-nucleotide messenger RNA. Lineage: Eukaryota; Dinophyceae; Suessiales; Symbiodiniaceae. The record is from the annotation of a GenBank genome assembly.
AUGGCUUCGGUUCGCAAAGGAGGUGCGUACUGGGAGCGGAGCCGGGCUUCGGAGCUGAUGGAGGCAGGGGGCCUCCCCGGGCAGGAGUCCUCAGAUCCGCUGAUCACUGCGGUGCCGCCGGACACCUCGGGCCUCUACGAAAAAGCCAAGAAGGGGACUGGGAGCUUCUUGGCCCAGAAGAAGUACACCCAAGAGGAACGCUUCUUGCUCGCCUUUUCCGCAAUGAGUCUCAGAGACCAAGAGAACUCGCGUGGUGCAGACCCGGACUUCACACAGGAGCUGGAGACCAUGCAGAGUCACGCCCGUGGCGAGGAAGGCCCGGUGCACCGGCCGGAGGUGCUGCGACAGUGGGGCAACGAGGGUUUCAAGGAGCUGGAGCAGCUGAAGAGGAAGUUUAUCCUUCCCUUCGCCUGCAGUCGAGGCGCCAGGGGCACCACCGCUUGGCAGUCGCCAGGCCUCCUGUCCCAGAUCCAGGUGCCUGCUGAGCUCGUGGCAGAGGUGCAGAAGCCGCUGCAGGUGUCGCUGGAACAGCUGCAGGUGGAGGUGGACGAAUAUGCCGAGAACGACUUUCCGCUGGAGUUGCUUUCGACACGCCGUGACCCGCUCUUCUUCGAUGGCGUGCGCAAAGUGCUCUUCUCCCUCACGCGUCUGAUCGGCCUUUGUGCGCACUUGCUGUACUGGAACGCCUUUGCACACCUCCAUUCGUUCCCACUGCCGGAUUCCACGCGUCAAAGCCUGGUGCUGACCAUACAGGAAGCUUGGUCCAAGCUGGAUGAGCUUGCCAAGAAUAAGCUCAGCAAAGCCGAUGCUCACGCCAGGGAGUUCUUUGUACCAGUCUUCCUCCUCUUCCUCAAAUGGGGCAUCGAGAAGGCACUUCUCCUGCAGUACCACAAGUUGCUGCGCGAUCCCGACUACGGAGAAGAUGCAACGACGCAGCUCCUGGACCACAUCAAUGUUGCCGUGAUGUGCCUCUUCGACCCGGACUGUGUCGCGGCCAACUUCGGGACCUUGGACGGCUCCUCCGAGGCCGUCCGCCUCUGGAGAAAGCUGCAUAUCAACCAGAUGAAGCACGGCCUGACGCCGGCCACGCGGAGCCUCGCCCGAGGAUUCCGCACUUCUCCGAUGAUGCUACUGCUGAUGCACGGAGAUGGAAGCGGGCCAGCCGAUCCCAAGACAAGGCGCCUGCUGCAGAAGAGCAGCAGCGAAAGCGUCCUUGCUGCAGUGGCAGGCAUUCCACCGGUCCUGGAGGAGUCUGCAAGCGCCACCAGGAGCGGAGAGCGGCGAAAAGUGCUUUGGAAGGGACCGGCCUCGCCGUUGGAGGUUGCUCGCAAGGCCGUGUUGUACAGCACGGCAUGCAGCCGGGUCUCCUCGUCAAGGGUGUGA